Messenger RNA from Anarrhichthys ocellatus (wolf-eel), 2771 nucleotides. It is a transcript of the gene ccdc117, whose product is annotated as coiled-coil domain containing 117. The record is from RefSeq and is a predicted model, not a curated record. The transcript is spliced from 6 exons. NCBI's taxonomy places the organism in Eukaryota, Metazoa, Chordata, Actinopteri, Perciformes, Anarhichadidae. The coding region runs from base 1417 to 2301 and encodes 294 amino acids.
GAACUUUUAGAGCAUUGCAAAACCAGAACUCCAGCAUCAGCAGUUGCAAGAGGAAACAGACGUUUCAAUGCUUUGUUUCGGUCCCAAAUAUCUUAACGUCUCUCUGUGAUGUUUUACAAGACCAGAAAGACCACAUUCUCUGUUUUGACAAUCACAGAAUUUUUGUCAGUGAGCAAGCAAGACAAAGUAAAUUCAAAGACAUGAAGUCAGCAGUUGCAAAAUCAGUGUAUGUCUAAACCAGUGAGUCCGUGUAUUUGUAAACUGGGUUAUUUCCAGGUUCCAAACAGUGAUUGGCAUAACUGGAUUUAUAUAUUUUUUUAAAUAAAAAAAACAACCAACUUACCACAUGGUUUGCCUGAGGCUAAAGCCAGUAGGCUCGCGAUUAUGACCAAGGACAGCAUUCUGGGCAACCUAUUUGAUAACAAACAGUGGAAAUAAAUCAAUAUAUUCGUUAAAGUAACAACACAAACUGUAAAAUUGAGGGAUCAAGAAACCUCUUAGAAUUACAGCUUUAAGGUAUUUGAAAAAGAAAGGCACGUACAGAGAUGUCAAACAAUAUCUACAAAUAAUUGCAAUAUACCAAUGGAUUACACAUAAGUCUAUUAUUAUUAUAUCGUAUCUCUAACUUUAUCACAGCAGCUUAGUCAUUAGCUGCGGUAAACAUCAUUGUCUUACCUGCUCAGAGAGUAACUCCGGUGUGAAGAACUAGAGCUGAGUAGGUAUGAAGACCAGCGGUAGAGACAACAACUUCUAGCGUCUCACUGUCACAUGACUCGUCAUUUGAGAUGACAAAGCGAUGAAACAAGCGAGAGGGUCCACGAGCUAUUGGCUGGGUCAGAAACAGGAAGUGGGGACAACUUUCUUGCCAAUCGCAUACUCUUUGGUAAUAGGAGCACACAAAGCAAGAGGCAGGUGUCUAUCUUGCUUCACACAUGUCUUCUGGAAUGAAAGCUGACCUCGUCAGCCUAAGUAGCAACAACCGCUGCUAACGCUUCAACAAAACCGUUAACUUUGCUUCUGAAUCUGACCGAGUGUUCAACACAAACGUUGUCGUAGCCAAGUCGUUUGUCUUCAGGAACGUUAACUACAAUUCCCACAAUUCACCUGACGUAACAUACGCACUUUCUAAAACCUUGACGACUCUUCUGGCGCGACGCGUAACUCACUUUGUUAGUAAACUAGCUAGCUGAGUUAAGUGUAACCCAGCCUACCAUUCAAACAGUUCACACUACAGGACCUUUAAUGCAGGUGGUGUUAGUAUUAAGUUAGUAAGGCUUGCGCAUGCCGACGCUGUUGCUGUGUGCUAAUGGGAUUAUUCCAAAGGAAAACAAUGUGAACUGACGGAGACUAGCUAACGCUGAACAUCCACAACAAAAACACGAAGGGGCAGGGCAGCUGCACAGAUCAGAUAGAUUUAUGUACCCGUGUGUCUCUUCACAUCAUUUCACCGACUGGAUCAUCAUGCAUCAUCCUGCUCCCACAAGCAGUGAACUGGGGUUUCUGCCAGCCAUGUAUUCAUUUUCAGGCCCCACAAGCCUUCCUGAAUUUGACCUCGGAUCUCCAAGUACGUCUGGUCACCUACAGAGAGCAACUCUAUCAAACAACAGCUGGGAGACGAGGUCCCUCAGGAAGCACAGGAGGAGAGUUGAAGAUGAGGGAUGCACUGCUAAAAGGAGAAGGUUGAUGUUCGAGGCAGAAGUGGACGUUCCAGAGAACUCAAACACUCGCCCUCGUCAUGACUGGCCUCCGGCUGACAGCUGCCCUCCUGCGCCUGCACAGCCGCAGCCCUGUCCCGCAUCUCAGAGCUCGACUUUGCCGCAGCCCUCCUCUGCGCUUCCCCGCUCUGAGGUAGAGAGCUCCUGCAUGGAGAUAGAGGCAGCUCAGAGGAAACUGCAGGAGAUCGAAGACAGAAUAACACUGGAGGAUGAUGAUGAGGAUGAAGACCUGGAUUUAGAGCCAGCCCCGAGACGGCCGGUGUUGGUGAUGUCCGACAGUUUGAAGGAGGGUCUGCAGCGCGGCAUCAGCGACAUCCUACCGCACACAGUAGCCCAGUCUGUGAGCCAUUCCUGUAUGGAGUUGGUGUUGUGGCGGCCACCGGACGAUCCCUUCUGUCGCAAGCGAAAGGGCUCUUUACAAAAACAGCGUAAACAACAGACAGUUUCUCGGCAACCCCCAACUCCAUGCUCAUCUCCCACCCCUCACAUUCCCCUCAGCCCCUCCAGUCCACCUGCAGACACACGGUCUUCUCGCUACAUCUUUCCUGUGGCCCACAGCUCUGGGGAGGAGGACAUGGAAAUGUGAUGGUGCUCGAUGACUUGAAAAGCCAUGCCAAAGUAAAAGACUUGAAAUGUAGUCGCACAAAAGACUCUAAAGGACUCGGAACCACAUGAAGUUGGUCAGUUUGGCAAGGCAUGUCGGCUUAACAUAAGUAUUGUGCUGUUUUGGACAGUUUGUGCAAAAAAUGUUCUGCCUCACAGUCGCACAGUUUAGUUUUUUUGACCAUAAUCCCAUUCAACUAUAUGUAACAACAAUGUUUAGCUAAUUAUUCAGCUUUAUUCAUGUAAAUCUUCAAGACAACUGUCAUGAUCUCAAGAUCUUGACAAGUUCUAUAGACGGCCUUAAAUAAUCAAUUUUAUACCAAUUUACAGGAUUUACCCGUGUCCUUCGAUAUUAGAUCAUUUGUACAUUCUUUUGCCAAAGCCUGGCCAACAACACACGGAUGUACUGUAAAUAUGAAUUUCUUCGUUAAACAUCAGUGUGCAGCAUCUGAA